Coffea arabica (coffee) is the source of this 1807-nucleotide messenger RNA. RefSeq lists its product as uncharacterized. NCBI's taxonomy places the organism in Eukaryota, Viridiplantae, Streptophyta, Magnoliopsida, Gentianales, Rubiaceae. The record is from RefSeq and is a predicted model, not a curated record. Gene Ontology annotation, molecular function: violaxanthin de-epoxidase activity. Gene Ontology annotation, biological process: xanthophyll cycle.
UAACCGCUGGACCAACUACCAAAACCACCAUGAUUCUCAAUCUUCAUCUGGCGCCAUUUGCAACGGUCAUUCUCAACCGCCGGCCAACUUUCACCGGAUUCCAGACUCCGUUCAUCCAGCUCCGGCUAUCCCCCCUUCAGUUCAGCUGGGAAAGAGCAGGCAUCAUCUCAUUCUCCCCUGCUCCUCUAAACACUAGCACUACUGAUAAUUUCAAAGCUACUUCUACUGAAGAUGAAGAAGAUGAAGAAGCUGUGAAAACAACGGAGCCAAGUGCUACUCCGGUGAGAAUAGUACUGGUAGGAGAAAACAGCGUCAGCCCUCUCAAGUCCUCGCCUUGGUUGGACGUCAUGCUUCAUACUGCCAAAAGAUUAAAAUGGGUUGAUGAAGCGUAUGAUAUGCUGGUAUUUAGUGACGGACUCCUCAAAUCAACUGAUAAAACCAUGGAAAAUCUUCAUCAGGGAUUAAGGAAUGCAGAUAUUUUACUGAUUGUUGCUGUCACUAAUCAAGAAUCUGUUGAAUGGGUUCAAGCAAAUAGUGUAAACGUCCCAAGCAUCUUAUGCUUUGAGUCCUCUCCAAUGUUGAGGUACAAACUUGGAGGAUCAAGCAAUUUCCCAAUCAAAAAGAAAACUGAAUCAACCAAAAUAGUCCAAACUGUAUCUGAGGCUUGGGACAGGCAUAAUUUAGAUGAUAUCAGGUUCUGUUUGUUAGUUGUAAUUAAUGCUUACAUAAGACCAGUCCCAAUAUUGAAGAAUCUAAGAGCAAAAGGUUUCUCCACCUUAAACUGCAUGGUAAAAAAUUGUGGCCCUCAGAUACUAAACUGUUUAUUGGAUCCCAACUGCAGAAAAGCUCUCCAAUGCUUGAAUAAGUGCAGUCCUGUGGACCAGGUAUGCAACUAUAGAUGUAUUGCUUCAUAUGAGAGUCCAUGUCUAGAAGAAUUUUCUCUCUGCGUGUUGCAGAAGAAUAACUGUUUGGAAUUGGAUGCCAAGAUCCCUGAAAAACCUUCUGUGCCUCCAAUGAUAAAGUUCCGAGGGGACAAUCUAUCUCAUGAAACAGCUGAGGAUCUUUUUGUGGCUUGGUUGGGGAAAUUGGACUGGAGUUGGCGAGUCAUAGCAGGACAGAACCCAGCCUAUGAUCAGUUUCCAUGCCAGUACCAACUGUUUUAUAGAGGAAAGGCUAGAGGAUCAUUCUGGUUUGAGCCAAUAUUUCAAGUAAGGACACUUGAGGGGGAUUUGGUCUGGAGAAGGCGAAAAUACCGAGUUAGAAGAGGAAAAGUUCCAGCAACAUUUCACUUCAGUGUCUUGGACAAUGGAGUGGUUUCAAAUGAGUUCUGGACAAUCGUGGACGUCUCUGAUGAUUUUAGCUGGGGUUUAUUCCAUUACCAUGGAGCUGCUCGAGUUGCAGGACAAUCAUAUACUGGUGCCGUCCUUGUUAGCCCGGAUGGCAUGUAUCCAGAUGAGACACAGAGACAAAGGCUGUUUUCAGCAUUAGAUAGAUGUGAUAUCAAAGAAUGGGAGCUCUCCAAUGUGGAUAAUUUGUCAUGCCCAAAUCCUCCUUUAGGCCUUCCAGAGGGUUCAAGACUGCACAGUAAGAUUGAACCUGAAGACAUGAAAGCAUAAUCAGUUGAGAGAUUUGGUAUUGGGGAUUGCUAAACUAAACUGGCCAUUAGACAUGGUCAUUGAGCUAAUUGCUAAGUGAGUUGAUUCGGCGAAAAACAUGCACCAAGAUGAAUUUUGUCCUUGGGGAAAAUUGAUGGUCAAAUAUGACCAUUUGAUAUAUCAAAAUAGAUGUAACAUGAUCUGAUUCAAUC